Microdochium trichocladiopsis is the source of this 2346-nucleotide messenger RNA. RefSeq names its product ubiquitin carboxyl-terminal hydrolase. Gene Ontology annotation, biological process: protein deubiquitination. The record is from RefSeq and is a predicted model, not a curated record. Bases 1 to 2346 code for a protein of 781 amino acids. Gene Ontology annotation, molecular function: cysteine-type deubiquitinase activity; zinc ion binding; protein binding. The transcript has 3 exons. NCBI's taxonomy places the organism in Eukaryota, Fungi, Ascomycota, Sordariomycetes, Xylariales, Microdochiaceae.
AUGGCCUGCCCACAUCUCGAGAGUACCACUCUCAACCUGCCCUCUCCCUCGCAGUCCGUGUAUCGCGAGGACUGUACACAAUGCUUCGACUCGAUUGACGAGCCCUCCGGUCUCGAUGUAUGCCUCCAGUGCUUCAACGGCGGAUGCACUGGCGUUCGAACACACUCACAAUUACACCAUGUCACCAGGAGCCACCCGCUCGCCCUCAACAUACGCCGCACUCGCAAGCACGUUGUCAAAGAUGAACCACCAGCAAAGAUGACCAAGCUUGCCAUCGCCGCCGAGACCGAGGCCGAUCGCUACGACUACCACACAACCGUCAAGUGCCUCGAGUGCUCAACGGAGCUCGACAAGACAAGCCCCAAGCUCGCCCCGAUCGUGGAAGGCAUCCUCAAGGCCAAUACCUUCUCGCGGCAGGAAGAGGUCAAGGCGUGGGAGCAAGAGCUGGCAUCAUGCGAGCACGUCUUACUCCUGCAACAGCACGAGGCUAGGCAGCUGCAGAGCGAUCUUGGCCACUGCUCCAAAUGCGAUCUCAAGGAGAACCUCUGGCUCUGCCUCGAGUGUGGCAACCUUGGCUGUGGUCGUGCACAGUUCGGAGGCGUUGGUGGCAAUUCCCACGGCCUCGCACACGCAACCGAGUCUGGCCACGCCGUAGCAGUCAAACUGGGCUCCAUCACGCCAGAGGGAACCGCCGACGUAUACUGCUACCAGUGUGAUGAGGAGAGAGUUGACGAGAACUUGGCAUCGCAUCUAGCGCACUGGGGCAUCAUUCUAUCGGAGCAGAUCAAGACCGAGAAAAGUCUGACAGAGAUGCAGAUUGAGCAAAACCUUCGCUGGGAGUUCUCAAUGACCACAGACGACGGCAGAAUAUUGCAGCCCGUAUUCGGCCCCGGACUUACCGGCCUGAAGAAUCUGGGCAACAGCUGUUACCUCGCCAGUAUACUGCAGUGCCUCUUCGACUUGCCGGCAUUCCAAGAACGAUACAACAUCCCCGAGAUUGACCUACCGAUCGUGCCAGACCCAGCUCAGGAUCUGGAGACCCAACUGCGCAAGAUUGGUGACGGACUUUUGUCUGGACGGUACUCUAAGCCCGACUCGGACGUUGUUGCUUCCGAAGACAACCCCGAGAUUCCGCACCAGCGGGGCCUGGCUCCGAGCAUGCUCAAGCACCUGAUAGGACGAGGCCACGCGGAGUUCUCGACGAUGCGCCAGCAAGAUGCGUUUGAACUUCUGCAGCACCUCAUCAAGCUCAUCACACGGUCACAACACCCCGCCAACCUGGGAGAUCCAACACAGCCGUUCCGCUUUGUUCUCGAGCAGCGCUUGCAGUGCCUGAACUGCAAGAAGGUGCGAUACACGUCUGUGGAGCAGGACAGCAUAUUCAUUGAUGUGCCUCUCGAGAAGUUGCCGGCGGUGGAGGGCGAAGGGGAGACCUACAAGCCGGUCACACUGAAGCAGUGCCUGGACAACUUCACCGGCCAGGAGGUGGUUGAGCUGACGUGUGCGGGAUGUGACAGCAAGGAUGGCUUCACCAAGCGCUCGCUGUUCAAGACUUUCCCGACCACUCUGAUAGUCAACGCCCGGAAGAUGGCCAUUGAGAACUGGGUGCCACGGAAGGUCGACGUCCCUGUCAUUGUUGGGGAUGAUCCAUUCCCGCUAGACGAGUACUUUUCGAGUGGCCAGCAGGCUGGUGAAGAGCUCCUGCCUGAAGAGGACACCGCCUCGGCCCCGGCAUUUGUUCCCAAUGAGACUGCGUUGGACGGGCUCAUGGCCAUGGGCUUUCCUCGGAACCGGUGCGAGAAGGCUCUGCACGCGACUGGCAACUCCGACGCAAACGCCGCCAUGGAGUGGCUGUUCGGACACAUGGAGGACCCGGACAUUGACGAGCCGCUCAAACUCGAAGCGACUAGCGGUAGUGGCUCGAAGCCUGCGUACGACUCGCCGGAAAAGAUUGAGAUGCUCACCUCCAUGGGCUUCAGCGUGCCACAGGCGCGCAAGGCGCUCAAGGAGACGAGCGGUGACGUGGAGCGUGCUGUCGAAUGGGUGUUUAGUCACCCGGAUGACCAGGGAGACUUUGAUGAUGGGGCUGCCGAGGCUUCGAGCGCACCCAAGGAGGCUGCGGGUCCAGCUGGCAGUGCUGAGCUCCCGGCCAACUUUCAGCUUCGCAGCAUCGUCUGCCACAAGGGCACAAGCAUUCACACAGGUCACUACGUCGCGUUCAUUCGCAAGAUCCUCGAUGUCACUGACCCCAAGUGGGUAUUGUUCAACGACGAGAAGGUCGUUGAGGCAGGUGACGUAGAGGAGAUGAAGAAGACAGCCUAUGUCUAUUUCUUCCAGCGGGUCUAG